CGUUCACCAACCGCCGACUUCGACAUCCCUCGACGACACGGUUCUGAGUUCCUGCGCAAACCUUGCAAGUGCUUGCGAAGGAAUUGGAUGCCAUUGAUCCCCAGUUCCCACCGAAUAUCUUGUCCUCAGACCACCGCGACUCAGCGACACGUCAGCCUUGCAGUUUGCUCUCUCCUGACAUCUUCCCGCAUCGCUCCAAGCAAACCCACCACUCCAACCGCGGCACCGAGUCAUACUCAACCUCACUGUUGUUCGGUUGCUUUAUACUUCCAUUUUAUGGCUGGCUGUUUGCGAAGGGCCCUCCUUAUUCAAUAAACUCGUCUAGGCGCCACAUCGUUGGCUCUGGAAGAACAAGGACACGCAAGCAGACACCGAAGGAUCCACCAGUACGAUUCCCAACAACAUGGCACAACACGGAUUCCCAAUGGGCGGGCACAGUGGAGGAGGCAUUGACCCGAACGACCUGGCCAUGGGGGCCAAUUUUCAUGGCUCCUUCCAAAACAACUACCUCAACCACACCAACAACUCGUCGAAUGGGUUUUCUAGCGGCUCAGCUUUGUUUGGAGACGAUGAACUUCUCGAUGGUUUGAACAGUCCCAGUGAUCCUCAUGUCGGAAUGCAGGGUCAUGGGCAAGACUUUGGCGGAAUGAAUGAUGUUGGCAUGAACUUUCCGGAUUCUUACCAUCAAAGCCUGCCCAUCAACCAAGCUCAUACAAACGGCUAUUCGAGCACUCCCGACGGCGAUCCGAUAGCAUCGCCAUUUGUCCAUAACUUCUCGCAUUUUCGGCAAAUGCAGCACCCUCAAUCCUUCGGAACAUCGCUCCAGUCGCCCAUGUCAUACGCUGGGUCACCAUUGGCGAAUACCGACAUGAACAGUGAUGGGACUGACCCAAAUUUCUUGAGCGCAAAGGCACAUACCAGGAUACCGCAAACCAUGCAGCGCAAGUCGUCCACCACACGAAGCCCUCUUACCCCCAAGGCGAUAGACAUGGCCGGACUGUCGGUGAACUCGGGAUCAUUUGGCCCUCAGCCCAUCAGAACAUCAGGCCCCCACCAUGAGAAGUCCCAUUCCGCGCAAUGGAUGCAAACCCCACAGAGUCUCUCCUCGUUUCCUGGGUCUGGUUUCUCCUCACCUCUUCAGGCAGGCCUUCAUGGCCCCCAUGCUCAGAUCAAUGACAUUCUGUUGAAGGGCGGCACAUCCAUGCCCGCCAAGCUUGGCACCGCGACCUCCUCUGUGUCGACACAAGAAGCAAAGAGGAAGAGGAGGCGCGAGUCACAUAACCUCGUUGAAAGACGGAGACGUGAUAAUAUCAACGAGCGCAUUCAAGAUCUUAGCAAGCUUGUCCCUGCCCAUCGUCUAGAGGAUGAAAAGAUUCGCAAGGCAAUUCAAAACGGAACGCCCCUUUCACCCACGCUUGCGGGCAUUUCAAGUCCUUCCCAAGCCACAUCAGCCCUAGCUGGACCUGGAGCCAGACGAGCGGCUGGCAGCACGGCUGGAAACAUUACGACAGGCCUGCCGAUUGAGGAGAAGGAUAAGGGCCCCAACAAGGGCGAUAUUUUGAAUGGUGCGGUGAGCUGGACUCGAGAUCUUAUGUGGAUGGCCUACCUCAAGAUCCAACAACAAGAAGAGCUCAUCAAUGCCUUGUUGGAGCGUGGGGGUACGGUACCCUUUGAGAUCACCGAUGAUGAGAAGCGGAUGCAGACAGAGCUUAUGGAGGCCAUUGCCAGAGGAGAGGACGGUAGCGGGAAGACCCGGGGUUUCUCGUACUCUCGCACGGCUGGCACUGGCCUUCGCGUUCCCCAUCAUACGGACUACAAGGGUGAGCCCUUGAACACCAACGGUGUCAAUGGCGAACACCUUUCCACCAGUCCCGCCCAUGGUGGCGCCGACGGGAAGUUCAACGAUGGCCUCGAUGCCGGCGACUUCCUUGAAUAUGAGGAUGACGGCGCUGACAUGGAGUUCAAAGAGGAGGACGAGUAUGGAAUGGACUUGACUCAAUGAUCGUAGGAAUCGGAUUUGGUUGAUCGCGAUGCUAGUGUGGAUUAUAGUUUAUCUUCUCUUUUCUUUUGUUGCGAACGCAGGGCGGGGGGCUUUCUCAUCUCUUAACCAUCGCUUGGAACCCUAUGGACAUAUCAUUUAUUAUCUCGGCCAUGAUCAUCACUUGACAGGCUUUCAUAUCCCUGAUCUGCAUUUUCAUCGCAGCGGCACAUUGGGAACGGGGU
Molecule: messenger RNA, 2223 nt
Organism: Neurospora hispaniola
Lineage: Eukaryota; Fungi; Ascomycota; Sordariomycetes; Sordariales; Sordariaceae
Exons: 2
Coding region: 404-2002 (532 amino acids)
Biological process (GO): regulation of transcription by RNA polymerase II
Molecular function (GO): protein dimerization activity; DNA-binding transcription factor activity, RNA polymerase II-specific; RNA polymerase II cis-regulatory region sequence-specific DNA binding
Source: RefSeq, a predicted model, not a curated record